Messenger RNA from Gadus macrocephalus (Pacific cod), 2772 nucleotides. RefSeq lists its product as uncharacterized. Gene Ontology annotation, biological process: exocytosis; exocyst localization. Bases 431 to 2524 code for a protein of 697 amino acids. Lineage: Eukaryota; Metazoa; Chordata; Actinopteri; Gadiformes; Gadidae. The transcript is spliced from 14 exons. Gene Ontology annotation, cellular component: exocyst. The record is from RefSeq and is a predicted model, not a curated record. Gene Ontology annotation, molecular function: SNARE binding.
GGAUGUUGAUCGUUGUUUAUGGAUGCGUCAACCUAACUAGAAUAACAAUGCCUCCAUGACCAACUUUGAGUUUUAUAUAUUUGUUUGAAUGGUUUUGACUUAGCGCAACAAGUGUUUAGCCCACUGAAACAACCUGUGUAGGCUACAUACCAACCAGGACGCAGCACGCCAACUACAUAAGGAAACAAAGGUAACUAAGGACUCGGAAAAUCCCUCGGCAUACCGUGAUGCACUAUAAACACCGCAGGGCCCGCGACUCAUUGCUGUAAACACCGAACGCACAUCACAGCUAUAAAAACCGCAGGUCGGGAAACUCACCGCUAUAAACACCGCAGGGAGCGCACGGUGCGCACCUCACAGCCACACUUGGACUUCGGACCUCGGACCUCAAAAUCCCAACAUAAAGAGAAUUCAAGAGAAUUAAACUACGAUGGAUUCGAGGAAAACAAGCAACGCCUCUGCGUCUAUAGAACACGGCCAUGAUGACGACGCUUCCACCUUCUUGAGCCCCACAAGAGCUGAGGAGACCCAGAUUGACGGCCCUUCCCCCGCUCUGAAUCAUAUGGACCGAGAAUUACUGGUCGAGUAUCUGCAAGUGGAACAGGACGCCUCUGCCAGCGUUGAAGUCCUCAUCAAGCGCUCAGCGGUGAAGCACUUCCCCUCGCCGCCACCAGGGGACGACGAUAGCGCCCAUGAUGACGACCCUUCCAUCUCCCGGAGCGACACAAGCGUUGAAGAGGAGACCCAGGUUGACGGCCCAUCCGGCGCUCUGGACGAUCAGGACCUGGAACCACUUCCCGCGGUUCUGGGUGUGGAUACGGACGCGACUGCCAGCGCAGAAGAGCCGAUCAAGCGGUCAGCGGGGAAGUACUUCCCCUCGCCACCACCAGGGGGCGACGAUAGCGCCCAUGAUGACGACGUUUCUAUCGCCCGGAGCGACACAAGCGUUGAAGAGGAGACCCAGGUUGACGGCCCACCCUGCGCUCUGGACGAUCUGGACCUGGAACCACUGGCCGCGGUUCAGCUACCCUUACAAAAUAGCGCCCAUGAUGACGACACUUCAAGCGGACGGAGCAUUGAAGAGGAGACCCAGGUUGACGGCCCAUCCCGCGCUCUGGAACAUCUGGACCUAGAAACACUGGGCGAGUAUCUGAAAGUGGAACAGGACGCCUCUGCCAGCGCCGAAGACCUCAUCAAGCGGUCAGCGGUGAAGCACUUCCCCUCGCCGCCACCAGGGGGCGACGGUGUGUUAACCCCGGAGCUGCUGAGGGAACACCUGAACGUUGUGAGGUGGGCCGUGCACGACGAGCUGCAGCGGCUGAACCCUCUGCGCGAGAAGUACAAGAACCUGGCCGGUCUGGUGCCGUCGUACCACCGCCUCACGAUGGACCACGUGCACGCCCUCCUCGAGAGGAUCUCGUCGUCACAGCAGGCCUUUGUGCUCCUGGAGUGGCUCUGCAACACUUACUUAAGUCUGGGGUUCAUGGGAGACCCAGACUUCAGUGAGAGCAAACAGAGGAGUUCCGUGGACAUGCACUUGUACUCUGCGACGGUCGAAUGCGUCAACCAAACCCUCCGGACCACACUGGAGAAGGAAGUCAAGAGUUCUCUGGAUGAGAUCAUUAAGCGCCUGGAAUUAGAGUUUUGGAGGUCCUGGGAUCUCCACAAAGACGUCAUUAAGUGCAUCGAUGGACCGACUGUCAGAGCGGGGUCCAUCAGUGAGAACGUGCAGGAGUUCACCCGGCAGGUCUGCAACCCCAAACUCCUGGAGUUCCUAGAGACGUUGAACACGGCCAAACAGAAACUUCUGAAAAGAUACGAGAAAGAUCCCAAGCUGAAAGUGGAGACCUGCCUUAAGACACUCAACACGCUCAACGGCCUUGUGAACUACAUCCAACCCUCCACUGAUGGAGGAACCCGGGACCUCCCACCAGAGGGGACCCUGUCCUCACCAAGGACAUUGGAGACAGACGCCCAGACGUCCAUGGAACAGGCUCUCGUUAAGAUCAUCAAGGAACGCCUGAAUGGACAUUUCAAGAGCAGAGAGGAGGAUUUUCUGCUGAACGAGAUGCAGAAAAUGUUCAGGGCUGAAGGCUGUUGUCCAGACGUCCAGAAGGAGGCUCUUGACCUGGCCUAUGAGCGGGUGUGCACUUUGUACCUGUACCAGCUGGUCGUCACCAAGAAGAAGGAUCUAGAGAAGCGAUGGGGUCGUGACGUGGGUCAGAAAGUGACUCAGGACGCACAACAUCUUCAUAAGAUCUUCUCAGACCUGCACCCUGGUGUCAGACAACAGAACCAUGUGCUCCUGAAGGUGGAGGAGCUGAUCCAGAGCCAGGACGUGGACUCAGUGAAACUCACCCUCUCUGAGAUGAUGCAGCUCUGCCAGUCGGAGAAAGUUAAGAAACUGUGUUCUGAUCUGUUGGAUUGGAAAGGAGGUCUCUCCGUCGAUGAGGUCAAAGAGGUCCGGGCCGGUGUCCAGGUUCUGUCCACCAGAGACACCAAAGGGACGUUGGGACCAGAGUAGAAAACGAUUUGAGCUGUGCUGGCUAGAGACAACAUGAAUGUAUGAAAUAGAUGACCCAAGUUCUACUUUAAGAUGCACCACCUGGUGGGGGCUCUCGUGAUGUUCCUGCUGGUCGUGCUGAGGGGUUUGUCCUUAGAUCUCUAUGAAAAAUAGUAAAUAUCAAUAAAUAAACGAUUGUUUUCCUUCAAAUGAAAUAUCAGUUAACAGCAAUGAAUCAAUAAAGAAUGCGAUGGAUGCAUGCAGCAUGA